CCUGAAUUAUGGGGUUCCUUCCAAGAUUGAAACGGGACACGACCGACCUAUCAUUUAUAAGCAAUUUAGAAGUUAGAAGAUUAUGAAGAGAAAGGCAUGUUCAGUAGAAAAGUUAUUGGUGUUGUCGUUCAGAGGACCAAAGAAAUGGCAAGAACACGAUCUAAGAGUAGUUCGGUGACAAUAAAAAAAAAACCCAACAAGAAGGAGGAAGUUAGUCGUAAGAAGGAAUUACUUGAAAAUGUUCUUAAUGCCAAAAUCAGUAUACCAUCUGAUUUGAAAUUACCGGACGAGUUUAUUAAAUUUCACGAUGAAGAGUUUAUAAAAGGGAUUGAAUAUAUUUUAUCGAAGGAUUCAACGUUAUAUCCAGCAAUAACGUGUUCCAAUUUCAAAUCGUUUCCAAGAGAAGUGAAGAAUGACUUGAAAGAAGAAGAAGAAGUUAUCAGGAGUUACUGGUACUCAUUAAUAUGUAGUGUUAUUGGGCAACAAAUCAGUGGGCACGCCGCCAAAUCAGUUGAAAAUAAAUUUCGAAAUUUAUUUGAAGGACAACCCAGUGCCAAAGAAACGGUCUUGAAGCCAGCAGAGGAGUUGAAGGCCGCCGGGCUAUCCAAUCAAAAGCUAGGGUACGUGUAUGAUAUAAGUCACGCGUUUAAUGACGAAACGAAUCCGUUGACCAAAUUAGAAUUCUAUAAGAAAAGUAGUAGUGACGAGAUUAUCGAGGAGUUGGUGAAAUUGAAAGGGAUUGGGAGUUGGUCGGCGAAAAUGUUUCUGUUUUUCACUUUGAGGGAACUUGAUAUAUUUGCCGAAGAUGAUUUAGGAGUUGCCCGAGGGGCAGCAAGGUAUUGGGAGCUUAGACCGGAAAGUUUAAAGCAAAUCAAGCAGGAGGUUAACCUGAUUGAAGAAUUCAAAAAACUUUUGAAACGAAAGGGGAAAUUUGAAAAUAAAAAUACCAAGAGAGAUUGGAUAGCUCACCAUGAUCAAUACGUCAAGUAUUUGGGGUUGACAUUCAAACCAUAUCAGCUGAUUUUCAUGUUGGUAAUGUGGAGAUUAAGUUCUACAAAUGUCGAUGUUCUUGAAAACACCGGAACAAGAUAA
Molecule: messenger RNA, 1092 nt
Organism: Hyphopichia burtonii NRRL Y-1933
Lineage: Eukaryota; Fungi; Ascomycota; Pichiomycetes; Serinales; Debaryomycetaceae
Product: DNA-3-methyladenine glycosylase II
Exons: 2
Coding region: 97-1092 (331 amino acids)
Biological process (GO): base-excision repair, AP site formation; DNA alkylation repair; base-excision repair
Cellular component (GO): nucleus; protein-DNA complex
Molecular function (GO): alkylated DNA binding; DNA-3-methyladenine glycosylase activity; DNA-7-methylguanine glycosylase activity
Source: RefSeq, a predicted model, not a curated record